UUAUUGUAACUUAUAUUUAAAUUGUUUCAGUUAUGCGUAUUAGUUAUGAUAAAUAACUUUCUUUCCAGGUGGCUUAUGUCAGGUGAUCGAUAACAAAAACGGUGCAGACGAGAUCAUGGACAAAAACGAACAAGAUGAAUCGGCUCCUUUGUUACAAAAUGAACAUACCCAUUCUGCAUCUUCUUACAGUGGGGAUGUACAAGAGUCAGGUGCAACUCAAGUUACAAUCUCACCAAUUGGACCAGAUGAGCUGCCUCCACCCUACACUCCUUCUCCCGAAAGUGGGGUGCCCAUGGUGACCUGCAGAGUCUGCAAAUCCAUGAUUGACAUAACUGGGAAAAAAGAACAACAUGUAGUCAAGUGUAACAACUGCAAUGAGGCUACACCAAUUAAGAAUGCUCCACCAGGAAAGAAGUAUGUGCGGUGUCCUUGUAACUGUUUGUUGAUAUGUAAAGCUACUUCUCAGAGAAUUGCGUGCCCUCGACAAAAUUGUAAAAAGAUUAUCAAUCUGGCUCAGAGUCCUGUCACCCCACCUUCAUCUCAUGUUCCUGGAAUGUGUCGGAUAGCAUGUGGACAUUGCCAGAGGAUUUUUUUGUUCAACACCCUCAACAAUGCAUUGGCACGUUGUCCUCAUUGCAGAAAAGUUUCAACUGCUGGUUCAGAAUUUGCUCGUAGACGAGGCUUUAUAUGUCUAUUAUUAGCGAUGAUGUUUUUGACUAUAUCAUUGGGAGUAACGAUUGGGACUUACAAGGCAGCUCAGAAGUCUGGUGGAAUGUAUGUUUUGUAUAUUGGUUGUUUUCUGGUUUUUGCUAUAUUCUUUAUUCGUUCAAUUUACUAUUUCACCAUGAGAGUAAGCACAGUUGAAGGUACUGCCUAACUAAGGGUGAGACACCAUGCUUGUGAUACUACUAUGAGAAGUGCUGUUUCACCAUUACUGAACAGCUAUUUCAUUGCUAUGAUUUCUCCUUUUUUUGGAAUAACUACAAGAUACAGAUGUUUGGGGAUUUUUAUUAAAGAGACAUAUUUUUUCCAGAUGGUGUGAACACAAUAAUUAUUCAAAGUGUUUAACCAUCUCUUUCAAAUAAAGUUGUAUAUUAAACAAAUAUAUCUCAAAUUCUUGCAUUUCUUAUUAACCUGAGAACUUUGUAUUUCUGUAAAACUUAUACAGUCAUGUUUAAAAAUUGUUUGUUUUUUUUCCAUUGUAAAUAUUGCUUUAUGUAGAUUUUUUAUUUAAUAGUUUUACAUGCCUAGUUUUGAUAUUUAAAAUGUGUUCUUAUUUUUUAUUAAUAGAAUACUUAUAAUUAGCUUACUUGGACUUAUUUUUUGCUUGCUUUAGAUAUUUACUUUGGCUGUUUUUGCUGUGUGAUUGAAAUUAUAGGCCAUUAGUACAGCUAAGGAAAUGUUUAUAGUUGUUAAGUUCCUGACGUGGUCAAGUUGUAAAAAAAAAUAUUUAUUUGGUUUCAUGUAAAUAUAAAAAAACAAAUUUAUGACAUUGGAACCUUAAUGAAAUGUUUAUCAUGGCACAAGUUUGGAAAAAUUUCAGUCAAUAAGCAUGUAAAGUUUGUAAAGGAUAUUCAGUGGUAAAGCAUGCAUAAUAGUUCACUUGCUAAGCAUCAUAAAAUAUCAUAAGUAAGUUUCAAUAAAUAGAAGCACAGCUAACCAAAACUAUAUAUAUAUACAUACAUAAAUUUUUACCUGUUACGGUGCUUGAUUCUAUAAAACGUAAUAAUAGAUUUAUUGGGUAAUGUCUUUAUAGCCUAAGCAUCUUUAUGGUUUUGCAGUUUUUCUCUGUUUUACUGAAGAGAAGUGUAACACAUAUGUUGCUUUAAUAUUUACUUAUAAUGGAAUUAUUACUAAAUAAAUGCUGGUUAUUGGUGUCAUUCACUGAAGUAAAACUAAAUGCCAUUAACUGUCACUUUUAGAAUUGUAAGAUUCACCUAGUGAAAGUUUGUUUUAUUUUCAUCCAUUAUAUCGUAUAAAAUUUGACAAACUCUAAGAAAACCUACAUUUUAUUUCUCAGUUGCAUGUUUGCUAAAAUUUCAAACCAUAAAAAUAAAAUGCAUUGGUAUGUUACAAUGUGGAAAUAAAAUAUUUGGUUUGCAUAGAUUUGUUAACAAUGAUAGCUUUUUUUUUUUUCAUAAUAGGUAUCACUUUUACCUCUUGAAUUUUAUUGUUCUUAUUCGUAGAACAUUUUUAAUUGUAAUAAAUAUUUUUCAAACAUUUUGUGAUUUAGCAAGUUUCUGAAAUUAUACUUUGAACUCACUGUCAAGGUGAUCAUCAUAAUUUCUAUUUUUUUGCCAACAUUUUUUAACUGCAUUAUGCAUAAAUUAAAGAAUCAAAAUGCACUUAUUAGCUAUCAUCGUUCUUUUUAAAGGAAACAAUGAAAAGGAACAAAAAAAUGCAUUAUAAGUUUUGAAGUAUAGGUUUUUAGUUGUAAAUUUGUCAUAGAAAAAUACCUUUUUUUUUGUCAGAAGCUAGUGUGUUUUCACAUUUAAACUAGGUAAUGUAAGUUUUUGUAUUAAAAUUACCAAUGUUACUAUUGUUUCUGAAGUUACAAUGUGUUGGGUUUUAGAAGUAUUUACACAUUGAUAUUUUUUGUAUGGAUUCUUCCUCUGUUCAUGUAUUGUUAUGUUUAAUACAUGAAAGAUUCAGCAUGGAUCUUUAAACUUCAUUAUCAAAGCAAAAUAAAAGUGAAGAAGAUUUUAUAAAAGAAUUGUAUAUAGAUUUCAAAUGUGUAAUUAUCAAAUGUUUAGUCAUUACUAAUAUAGUCUUUAUCAGAGAACUCCCAGAUUUUAACACAGCUUAAUGGCAUACCCAUUAAAUAACAUUGGUCAAUGUCAUUCCUAGUUAACAAAACAAGACUAAUGAUUGAAAUGUUUUCCCAUUAUAUGUUAGGGGAAAAGAAAUACAAUAUAGAAAUUCAGUGACUGAAUAUUUUUCUAAUGGCUUGUACUCAAAUAUUUCAUUCAAUGUUUAGGAGCUGAGUAAGGUUAUCUUGUUCAUUGUUUGAAUACUGCAAAAAUAACUUACCAGUGAUGUUGUCAGUGUGAUAAAGUAAUUAAUGAACUGAUUAGCAAAAUUACUAGAAUGGGUGUUAUAAAAAUUCCUCUUGUAAUAAAAUUAAAGUCAGUCACAUGCACUAACAAAUGCUGUUUCUUCAGUGAACAGUAUGAGCCCUUUUUGUGGAUGGUAGCUUGCUUUAUUUAACUUAUUAAAAUCUAUUUCAUGCAAUAAAGCAUUAACUGUUUAUUUGUAUUUAAUGAAUGUUCUUAUUACAAAUUAAAUAACUUUUUUUUUAAAGAACCAAAAUUUCAGAUUUAUUUUAUUUAUAAUGCAGAUACAUUAAUUUACCACUUCACCUAUUUCUACUCCAUAUGUUCACAGGGGCAUUGUUGAAAUACAUUUCUACAGAAAUUUGUGAUUCAUUCAUUUAAACUUUUAUUUGUAGAGACUGGGUGUUAUAGAGUAAUGUGUCAAAGGCUUCAGCAUGGGCUUUAGAAGCCCACAAAAGUGAAAACAUUUUGUGUACCCUUUACAUUUUGUAAAAAAAAAUAAUUCUUUUACUUGAAUAAAACAUACAUAGAAAAUCU
Messenger RNA from Limulus polyphemus (Atlantic horseshoe crab), 3590 nucleotides. Its product is annotated as type I phosphatidylinositol 4,5-bisphosphate 4-phosphatase-A-like. Gene Ontology annotation, molecular function: phosphatidylinositol-4,5-bisphosphate 4-phosphatase activity. Bases 116 to 877 code for a protein of 253 amino acids. The transcript is spliced from 8 exons. Gene Ontology annotation, biological process: phosphatidylinositol dephosphorylation. Lineage: Eukaryota; Metazoa; Arthropoda; Merostomata; Xiphosura; Limulidae. Gene Ontology annotation, cellular component: phagocytic vesicle membrane; plasma membrane; lysosomal membrane. The record is from RefSeq and is a predicted model, not a curated record.